Molecule: messenger RNA, 320 nt
Organism: Dendrobium catenatum
Lineage: Eukaryota; Viridiplantae; Streptophyta; Magnoliopsida; Asparagales; Orchidaceae
Product: elongation factor 1-alpha-like
Exons: 1
Molecular function (GO): GTP binding
Source: RefSeq, a predicted model, not a curated record
UGGUAUGGUCGUCACCUUUGGACCUACCGGUCUGACCACUGAAGUAAAGUCUGUUGAGAUGCACCAUGAGGCUCUCCAGGAAGCCCUUCCUGGUGACAAUGUGGGGUUUAAUGUGAAGAAUGUUGCCGUGAAAGAUCUCAAGCGUGGUUUUGUUGCCUCAAACUCCAAGGAUGAUCCUGCCAGGGAAGCUGCCAACUUCACUUCCCAGGUCAUCAUAAUGAACCACCCCGGUCAGAUCGGCAAUGGCUACGCUCCAGUGCUCGACUGCCACACUUCCCACAUUGCUGUAAAAUUUGCCGAAAUCCUGACCAAGAUUGACA